Messenger RNA from Opisthorchis viverrini, 2455 nucleotides. RefSeq lists its product as hypothetical. The transcript has 19 exons. The annotation marks the transcript as partial. The record is from RefSeq and is a predicted model, not a curated record. NCBI's taxonomy places the organism in Eukaryota, Metazoa, Platyhelminthes, Trematoda, Opisthorchiida, Opisthorchiidae.
AUGCCACCAGAAGGAAGCACAAGGGCCGGGAUACUGCCUAGUCACCCAAUCCUAGUCAGGCUAUUGGAUUUCAGUUUUGAACAGAAUAACGUCCCAUUUGACCCCGAAACCUUUUCUGCCUUCUUCAGGAUACCUCGAAAAGCACAAUUUAUUUCCAUCCUUCGCUUUCUUCUGCUCACCUUGGAUCAAGGACAUUUCAGUAGGGAACUAUCGCAGCAUACCUGUCCAACCUCCGAGACUGCUUUGAAGUGCGUCAUUUCGAAAUGGCUCAGAGAAUGCCGACCAGCAAUCAAACUACCUGCUAGUGUAUUUUCUGUCCUUGGAUACCCCGGUGGGGUAACAGCUGUCGAGUUUCUAAGUGCCCUGUCUUCAUUCGUGCUCCAAUCCAAGCUUUCAUCUGUACCAGACUGCCUUGCUGAUUUAGUUUCAAGUAUCCAUGGAUUGAUUCGAUCAAAUGUUCGUGAUCGGGCGAUAUUCUGUACGAUUGACAAUAGUCUGAGUUCGCAUUUGGUGAAGCGAGAAGAGCAAUUGGCAGCAGCCAAGACAGGACUAUCAAAGAUUGUUGCUGAGGUGAAAGAGUUUGCAGAGAAUCGCUGGAACCCGAUAGACAUGGCAAGCGACUCGUAUCUCGAGAAUGCCAAUCAUGUGAUCAGUGACUGUCAAACGUAUCAACGUGAACUACUUUCAGAGGUGCUCGCGAACCGAAGCAACCUGGAGGCCUUGCUACGAGAAUUCACAUCAUUCAAGCCUGAUUUAUUGAAUAUUAUGCACCACGCAGAAAACUACCCACCACCCACACUAAAUGCGGAACGCCUUCAGACCCGACGGCUUCCAGAGAUAUUUGCAGUUUCAGCAAAAGAGACACGAGCUUGCGGCCCUGGAUCCGAAAUGGCUCUCACAGGCGGUGCAGGAACCGAUUCCCGAAGUACUUUUCACUUUUCACGGAGUAGUUCCUGUGAUAAGGCCAGAUGGCGUCAGACACCCUUCAUACUGGUGAUGUGGCACCCCAAUCCCGAAAAACCUACCGCGAGGAACAUAUUGUUACAACCUCACGAAUCUGUCAAGCCUCUUCGAGAAGAAGGAAAACUUAAUCUUUACAGGUUCCUUCGUUCUGCGGACGCUCUAUUUUCCGUAGGCUGUCGGAUACUUGACGCUCCCUCCCAAGAACUGACUGUCGAUCCAACAACUAGUGGGACAACACAAGAUGAUGCGAUUGUUGAUUGGUGCUCACGUGUAUUUAAACGAGCCGCUUAUUUAUGCAACCCAGCUGACUCACCGUCGGCAUCUUCCACGGCCACGAAGUCCCCACACCAACCGUCUGGUCAGUCACAGAUAUCCACAGCGGAAAACGGUCUGGAAGAGUUUAUGCUCUCCAUGCGUUCUUUCAUCGUAUCCAAUCAACGCACCGAAUCACAACUCACUCCGUUAACCUCUUACCGUCGCCAGUCGACACAGCCAGUUUUGGAGCGUCAACACAUGGCUACAACCAACUGUUCUUUCCCCUCAGAUCAAUCGUCAACUGAUGUUAGCCGAAAUGCCGACGUCAUCAACAGUUCUCCGUUGCGAUCGCUUGAGCUCUCUCAGCUUUCUGGUACUCCAGCAGCUACAACCCGAAAAAUCUCUACGCCGCGUCACUUGGACGUCAGAGUCUUGCAGUCAUGGAAGCAGGACCUUGGGAAACUGGAUAUUCCCGAAAAACAAGCCCUCAAAAUCUCAGGCUUUGAGGCGGACUCAGUACAAAUGCAGAGCAACACAAGUGAUGAAAUCGAAAACACUGAUCCAUUUGCUUCUGGUCUACUUUUACCUUCUGUCGCAGAACGGUCUGUCGCCGCCGGAGAACAGGUAACUCCAACGAGCAAAUGGAUCCCUGUGGAAACCCGUACAGCCAGGUCCCCAGUCAGUUACACUGAGCAACGCCCUCCGAUAAAAUUCAGCUCCGACCUGAGUAAUUCACGUCAAAUACUGAAAACACUGAACCAGAAUUCUCUAGAUCCAGGUCAUCCGCUCAAGGAUACCCAACGCCUUCUGCCAGUUAACAGAUGGAUUCCAGCGGAAUCUUCAAUAUCUGAUACAGAUUUAUCGUCAUUUGAGCUACCCCAUCUACCUCCGCUCAGUCUUGAUGCAAGUCAUGGGCUUAAGCCGAGGACCCCGGUUCAGUUGGGCCGAAAGGACGAUGUUACAGCCACCGUAGGUGCCAACUUCAAAAAAUUACAUGUUGAUCGAGACACCGAAUUGACAAAUUUCAACUUGUUCGAGAUGCAGGACGCAAGUACUGCGGUCGAACUCACUGCCCAAUCGCUCUCUUCCAGGUUCCGGCUGCGCAACUCUGGUGAUGUGGAGGUCGCUGCAGUUGGAUAUGCUGGGGUUGGUACAGUAUUAAGUGACCGAGCGGAAGUGUCGCUAUUUGACUGGAUACCCGUUGAUAGUCGCAUCUGCGGUUUGUUUGGCGACAUCU